Messenger RNA from Drosophila hydei, 1917 nucleotides. RefSeq names its product pickpocket protein 28 (gene ppk26). Gene Ontology annotation, biological process: sodium ion transmembrane transport. The transcript is spliced from 6 exons. NCBI's taxonomy places the organism in Eukaryota, Metazoa, Arthropoda, Insecta, Diptera, Drosophilidae. Gene Ontology annotation, molecular function: ligand-gated sodium channel activity. Gene Ontology annotation, cellular component: membrane. The coding region runs from base 13 to 1818 and encodes 601 amino acids. The record is from RefSeq and is a predicted model, not a curated record.
UCGGACUCGGUCAUGUCGUCGAAUAGCACAGAGCCGCAGACGCCCGUCAAUGGACUGGAGGUGCCCAGGGUGCUCAACAUAGGCCCGUUGGCCACGUCGAACCAGUGGAAGCGCGCCGCUUUGAUGGCCAAAGCGGCGUCGGCCUGUCGCGAGACCAAUUCGGAUGACAGCGAAGACGAGGUGGACACCAAGCAGCAGAUCAAAUAUGGCAGCGGCUUCCAAGCAGCCAAGGCCAUCAUCCAUGAGUACUGCGACUACAGCACGAUUCACGGCAUCCGGUAUCUGGGCGAGAAGAAGCGGCCGUGGCUGGAGCGUCUGUUUUGGGUCAGUGUGUUUCUGCUCUCGAUUUUCACCUGCUUCAAGCUGACCAUGAACAUCUGGGACAAGUGGAACAACAAUCCGGUAAUUGUCAGCUUUGCCGAGAAGUCGACGCCCGUCUGGCAGAUACCCUUCCCCACCGUCACCGUCUGCCCGGAAAACAAGUCGCGUCAGACCAAAUUCAACUUUACCGACGCCUAUUGGCGCAUACGCGACUUUGCCAAUAAUGUCAGCGGAGUUAGUGACUUUAAUGACUACGACCAUUUGUAUUAUGAUGCUGUGAGCCAGGUGUGCGAUCCACCUCUGCAUGACAUCACUUUGGGCCAAAACAGACGCAAGGGCAUUGAGAUUAUUGAUACGCUUAGCGACUUGAAGCCCUUGUUUGAUGACACCUAUUUGGACUGCAAGUGGCGCAAUUCGCCCAUCAAGUGCAAGGAGAUCUUUCACAAGUUCGUUACUGAGGAUGGCGUCUGCUACAGCUUCAAUGCGCUGAGUCCAGCUGAGAUCUAUCGAGCCGAGGGCAUCAUAUCCGAUAUCAUAUUUCGCGAGGAGAACCGCUUCACCACCGAGUGGAAUGUGGAGGAUGGGUACAGCCUCAGUGCUAACACAGAGACCUAUCCGCAUCGUGUGUUAGGCCCUGGCGCCAAGGCGGGCUUGUAUUUGUUUAUGGGCGGCAUCGAGGAGGACUUUGAUGAUAUGUGCCGUGGACCCGUGCAGGGCUUUAAGAUACUGCUGCACACGCCUGGUGAGGUGGCGCAGACAUCGCGUCAAUACUUUCGCAUACCCUUCGACCAGGAGGUGCUCAUUUCCAUACGACCCAAGAUCAUCACCACCUCGGAUGGCCUGAAGCACUAUGAGCCGCACAGGCGGCAGUGCUACUUCCAGUCAGAGCGGCAUCUGCGCUACUUCAAUAUCUACUCGCAGACCAACUGUGAGCUGGAGUGUCUGGCAAAUUUCACGCUCGCCAAGUGCGGCUGUGUUAAGUUCUCUAUGCCGCACAAUGUAAAUGUGCCCGUUUGUGGACUCGGCAAGUUGAGCUGCUAUAACGAGGCUGAGGACGAGCUGCUGCUCAAGGAGUUCGAGCAGGGCUUGGUCACCGAGGCCGAGAAUGUACGCGGCCAAACGGACUGCAACUGUUUGCCCUCCUGCACCUCGAUUGCCUAUGAGGCGGAGAUAUCACAGGCAGAUUUCGACUACAAAACAGUUGCCAACAAGGACAAAUCGGGAGGUGAUGCGGAGACUAAGCGCGAGGGCAUGAAAAUGUCGCGCGUUUCCAUAUUCUUCAAGGAGGCGCAGUUCCUGACCUCACGUCGCUCUGAGCUCUAUGGCACCACCGACUUUUUGGCCAACUGUGGGGGUCUGCUGGGUCUCUUCAUGGGCGUAUCCACAUUGAGCAUUGUGGAGCUGGUCUAUUUCUGUACGGUGCGUUUGAUAUCCAACUUGCGUAUGCGCCGCAAGACACGCAAGGAGCUGUCCCUGGCCGCCAGCAAGGAGGCCUGAAUAAGGACUGCCGCUUAUCAAUAAACCAGUGGCAAUUCGUAAAGGAUGCACUUCAGUCGUCAUCAUCUCUCUCUCACUCUCUAUGUGUGUGUGUGUAUG